AUGAGACCUAUUCUUCUCAAGGGGCACGAACGUUCGCUUACGCAGGUUAAAUUCAACCGUGAAGGUGAUUUGAUCUUUUCCUGUGCCAAGGAUAGUGUUGCAUCUGUUUGGUAUGCGAUCAAUGGUGAGAGAUUGGGAACUUUCGAAGGUCACCAAGGUACAAUUUGGUCGAUUGAUGUGGAUAAGUUCACGCAGUACGCAGUGACUGGGUCUGCCGAUUUCAGUAUUAAAUUGUGGGACGUGCAAACAGGUCAAAAUGUCUACACCUGGAAGACUAAGACCCCCGUAAGAAGGGUCGAGUUUGCACCAUCUGGUGAUAAGAUAUUGGCGGUGUUGGACGGUGUGAUGGGCUACCCAGGCAGUGUUACUGUGUAUGAAAUCCCCCGCGACACGCAGUCGCACCAACUUCAUCAAGAACCAUCUGAAGAGCCUCUAUUCAACAUUUUAACUCAUGAGGGGUUCGAUAUGGCUGCUGUGGCCUCGUGGAGUUUCCAGGAUCAAUAUAUUGCUGUGGGACAUAAGGACGGGCGCGUUUCCAAGUACGACGGUGCCACUGGCGAAUUCAUUGACGCUCUAGAACUGCACACACAAAGCGUCAGCGAUAUUCAGUUUUCGCCAGAUGGUACCUACUUCAUCACUUCCUCCAGAGACAGCGACGCGAAGCUUGUCGACAUUGAGACCCUCGAGGUUCUCAAGACAUACGAAACCGACUGUCCUCUGAACAGUGCAUGCAUUACUCCACUCAAGCAAUAUGUCAUUCUCGGCGGUGGUCAGGAUGCCAAGGAUGUCACGACAACUAGUUCGCGCGAAGGUAAGUUCGAAGCUCGUCUAUACCACAAGAUCUUCCAAGACGAAAUCGGUAGAGUCAAGGGUCACUUCGGUCCUCUAAAUUAUGUCGCUGUUAGCCCUCAGGGUACCUCCUACGCAUCCGGCGGUGAAGAUGGUUUUGUGCGUUUACACCACUUCGACAAGAGUUAUUUCGAUUUCAAAUACGACGUGGAAAAGAGUGCUGAAGCUCAAAAGCAUAUGCAAGAAUUGGAGUCCAGCGCUUAG
Messenger RNA from Lachancea dasiensis, 1053 nucleotides. The record is from the annotation of a GenBank genome assembly. Lineage: Eukaryota; Fungi; Ascomycota; Saccharomycetes; Saccharomycetales; Saccharomycetaceae.